AUGAGUCGGUUUAUGCCUGUCGCUGCCAUGUCGGGAACGAUUCUCGCGAGAAUAAACCUCACGUCUUUUCCGUUUAAAAUUCUUCUUCUUCUUCUUCUUCUUCUUCUUCUUCUUCUUCUUCUUUUUCCUUUCUUUUUUCUUCUUUUUUACUUCAUUUUCUUCUUCUUUUUCUUCUUCUUUUCUCUUCUUCGUUUUCUUCUUCGUUUUCUCAUUAAUGUUCUUGGUUUUCUUCUUUUUCUUUUUCGUUUUCUUCUUUUUUACUUCAUCUUCUUCGUUUUCUUCUUCUUUUCUCUUCUUCGUUUUCUUCUUCGUUUUCUCAUUAUUAUUCUUGGUUUUCUUCUUUUUUUCUUUUUCGUUUUCUUCUUUUUUACUUCAUCUUCUUCUUUUUCUUCUUCCCUUAAUUUUCUUCUUCUUCUUCUUCUUCUUCUUCUUCUUCUUCUUCUUCGCUUAUCGUCUUCUUUCUUCUUCGCUUAUCGUCUUCUUUUUCUUCUUCUUCGUUUAUCUUCUUCUUUCUUCUUCCUCCUCUUCUUCUUCUUCUUCUUCAGCAAGCAGGUAACAGACGCUCUCUCUCUCUCUUUCUUACUUUCCGAAGCUUAG
Messenger RNA from Acanthosepion pharaonis, 597 nucleotides. The record is from the annotation of a GenBank genome assembly. Lineage: Eukaryota; Metazoa; Mollusca; Cephalopoda; Sepiida; Sepiidae.